GCCGUUCCAAGAAGUUAGACAAGUUUUUGCAGACAGACAACGUCGACGGUAUAUCUAUAUGCAGAAACCGUGCCAAUGUGUUAGUGGUACGAGUGGGAAAGGUAACCAGUCACAUGGCAAACAUGGUGAGGGUUGAUCUGCUCUAAUUUGGAAGGAGAGAUGUACCCAGUCAGUACCACUCUGCAUCAGGAACGCACAUCCAUGGUUAACAGUUAACAGGGCAGAAGAGGACAGUGACAUUCGCUCCGCCAUGGCACGACAGAAAAAGGACCCAACAAAAAGGCCCCAAGAAAACGAAUCAAACGACGAUCCCAGCCAGGCGGGCCCGGAUUCACCUCAACAGACAAACAGCGAUGACCUACCUGUGAACAAAGUACCCCAGGCCGCUCCUGGAGAUACUCUGGCCAACAAGAUAGUUGAACUCAUGUUUUCUAAGAUGAAAACCACCGCCGAAGUCUGCCAAGACUCUAAACCGCACAAGGCACAGCCACAGGCAAACGGCCAGGCUGAAACGAGUGCAGCUUCAACAACGUCUUCCAGCUCCAGAGCGACCACAGAGGAGGCUAUUCUCGAUCUCAGCGUCAAAACCAAAACGUCGACGUCUUCCACGGGUGAGGAGGUUCGGGUGAAAGUCGAGGAGGAGGAGGAAGAAGAUUCUGAGGUGUUUGACGACGUGGGCGCGCUGGACCUCUCCAUGAAGAGAAAAAGCAGCACGAUUCAGCAACAAGACGCGAAGAGACGGCGACGGUCCAGCGACAACAAUUCCGGCGGCACGUACCCCACGCCGCCUUGCACACCCAAGAAUACUAGUAACACCAGCCCCAACUUCGUGUUUUCGCCGGUACCAAACGGCCACCCCUUGCCGACGAGGGUUGUACCGAACCCGGCGAUGCAGACUGCUCACCACGCGCUCGGCGCCACGGUGGUGGCCGCCCUCAUGGGGCAAAACUCCACCGCAGGCCACCCUGCAACCCUCCCCGCCUCUCUCCACCAGAUCCCCGCGAACAGAGACACAGCAGGGAUGAACUUGACCGCUAAGCCCGUCACGGUCGCGGCAGCAGCGGGGCAUCAUCCCCCGCCGAUGAUAGUCACCCCGCACCACGGACAGCCGACUCUGCUGCGGUUCCCGUACGCCGCCCUCCCGCCUGGAACCUUCGUCGCGCCGGCCGGGCUCCCCGGCGGCGGCCCCCGGCUCAUCUCCCCGCAUCUUCUCGCCACCUUGCGACCCCCUCUCGUGGUCAACCGGGGCCACCUGACCAUCCCGCACCCUCCGAGUAGCAGCAUCGACGCCAAACCCGCCGGCCACGGCCACCACUCGCCGCCGUCCGCAGACGUCCUGAAGGCGCCCCACCUGCUGAAGUACAUGGCCGCUGGACAGACCAGUCCGCAGGCCAUGUCACCGCCCGACAGGAAGAGCCCCAACAGCCAGGAAAACCACCACCACGUGGUCCGAGCAGGCAACGCGCCUCUGGUCUUCACCUGCAAGACGUGCGGCAUCCCCUUCCCGACGGUCAGGAAGCUGGCGGGUCACAUGAAGAUCCACAACAACGACAAGCUGUACUACUCCAUCACUGUGGAGGAGAACGGUCAAGACAGCACAAUCUACGUCUGUCAGACCUGCGGGACCCAGUUCACCAUCUACGAGAACCUGAUCUCCCACAUGCAGCAUCACGGAGGGGAGGACAUGUACUCCUUCUACAUCUGCGAGGUGUGUAACGCGCGGUUCACGCAGGCGUCUGACCUGAAGAUCCACUCUCGGAUCCACAUCCGGGACAAGCCGUUCACCUGCGACAUCUGUAAGAACAAGUUCACCCACCUGCAGUCCCUCAAGACGCACCAGCGGAUACACACGGGGGAGAAACCAUACCAGUGCAAGGUUUGCCAGGCGCGUUUUACCCAGCUGGGUCACCUGAAGGCACAUUCCCGCAUCCAUACCGGGGAGAAACCGUACCAGUGCGGGACGUGUGGAGCCAAGUUCAGCCAGCUAGGCACACUCAAGGUCCACAUGCGGAUCCAUACCGGGGAGAAGCCGUACCAGUGUAAGACGUGCGACGCCCGCUUCACGCACCUCCGCUCGCUCAAACUGCACACGCUGCGCUCGCACAUGGAGGAGCUGACUCAAGCCGAGCAGGACCAACUCAAGCAGGACACCGGCACGGUCAGCAGCGCCACACAGCGGGAGUCGCCGGAACCGCAGGCCGCUGCAAGUGCCGCCGUCUCUGCCUCUGGUGAUGAGUAAAAAACAAACAAACAAACAAACAAACAUAAACAGUCAUUUAUCAUGAUUUUAGGAAUGGUUGUAUCAUAUUGAGGAUCCUUGUUAUAUCAAACUGACAAUCUCUUGGAAAAUGUCACUUGGAAAAAAGAAUGUGUCCCUGAAAAUUCUGAUCUUGAAAAGAUACUGGGUAACAAUAUAACAAUAACUAGA
Branchiostoma belcheri (Belcher's lancelet) is the source of this 2428-nucleotide messenger RNA. Its product is annotated as zinc finger protein 324A-like. Gene Ontology annotation, biological process: regulation of transcription by RNA polymerase II. The coding region runs from base 251 to 2239 and encodes 662 amino acids. The transcript is spliced from 7 exons. The record is from RefSeq and is a predicted model, not a curated record. Gene Ontology annotation, molecular function: DNA-binding transcription factor activity; RNA polymerase II cis-regulatory region sequence-specific DNA binding. Lineage: Eukaryota; Metazoa; Chordata; Leptocardii; Amphioxiformes; Branchiostomatidae.